CUCUAGUGAACGUGACAGCGGUGAUGGAGGGACAUGUAUUGCUGCCCUGUGACGUCUCCACUACCCUGGAAGACGACCACCCUGUCCUUGUAAUGUUUUACAGCAAUGAUUCAGGGACUCCUAUCUACACAGUUGAUAUGCGCAACAGACGGAUUUCCCAGCCCAAACACCAGCCACUUUCUGUGCUUAAAAACCGAGCCAAGUUUAACAUGACCCCUGGUUAUUCUGGUCUCAAACUGGAGACUGUUUGGAGCUCUGACGAUGGUCUCUACCGCUGCCGAGUUGACUUCAAGAAGUCACCGACCCGCAACUCUAGGAUCUACCUCACUGUUAUUGUGCCUCCAGACAGUGUGCGAAUCGUAGACAUUAACGGCAACGAGAAAAGCUCUACCAUUGGUCCCUAUGUACUGGGCAUGACUCUCAUACUCAAGUGUAUUGCUACGGGAGGUCGUCCAGCGCCCAAGUUAACGUGGUGGGCAGGACACAAAGAAAUACGAGGAGAGGUGGUAGAGACCCCCAGAGAAGUGGUCAACACCCUGACAGUGGCAUCUCUUCAGCGCCACCACCUCGAUCAGUCUUUUAUAUGCCAGGCCAAUAAUGCUGAGUUUGCUGUGCCCGUCACUGCCGCUGUCACCAUUGAUAUGACCUUGCCUCCCAUGUCCAUCGAUCUUGUGGGCGUUGAUGGUCCCAUCUCCUCGGGCGUUGGCGUGACGAUGGUGUGUAUAGUGGUGGGAGCCCGUCCACCGCCCAACGUCAGCUGGUGGCUGGACGGACGUCCACUAAGAUCAAGCGGAGAGAGACAACGAGACAACGGUAACGUGACGGAGAGCAAGGUAGUGGUGGUAGCGAUUCCAGAAGACCAGGGUCGAUACCUCUCGUGCAGAGCGGAGACUCCAGGUCUGUUGCAGUCUUCCCUCGAGGACGGCACUAAGCUCAUCGUGCACUACGUUCCUGAGGUCCGCAUCUCACUGGACUCUCGCCAAGAUCUUCAGGACAUCCAGGAAGGUAUGGAUGUGUACUUCACUUGCUCGGUCAGCGCCGUCCCCUCCCCCACUACCGUCCAUUGGUACCACAACGAGAACCAGCUUCGAGACAACAACAGCAACGGGUUGGUGGUGGGCAACAUGAGUUUACUACUGCAGAAGGUGGAACGGCACUCGUCAGGCAGGUACACCUGCAGAGCCACUAACACUGAGGGUCACGGUGUCUCCCCACCCAUCCUACUACAAGUUAAAUACUCGCCAGUGUGUCGGCCAGGACAACGGUGGGUGUACGGUGUCGCACGCAACGAGAUGAUCCACGUACCUUGCCAAGUGGACUCCCACCCGCAGCAAGUGUCCUUUAGCUGGGUCUUGAACAACACUUCGGAGACCACUGACAUCCCAGAGGCUCACAUCACAAACAACCUUACUUUGAGCAUGCUCCAGUACACGCCCCACACUCAGAUGGAUUACGGUUUCUUGUUGUGUUGGGCAACAAACUCAGUUGGAAAGCAAAGGGAGCCAUGCGUCUUCAAGAUCUUCCCAGCAGGACCACCAGAUGCCUUAAGGAACUGCACAGUGCUUAACGACAGCGUCGAUGCUGUUCAAGUUCGGUGUGAUGAGGGUUUCGACGGUGGCCUUCCUCAGAGCUUUGUAAUGGAGGUCUACGAGACGGAGGGACGCAAGCUCAAGUCCAACGUGACGAGUAAGACCCCAGUCUUCACGGUCCGUGGUCUACCCUCCGGACUGCUCCUCACUAUCUUGAUCUACGCUGCUAACACCAAGGGUCGCUCUCAGCCGUCUGUUCUUGCUGCUGCCACACUGGCUAACCUUCACCAGAAACACAUCUCAGGUGUGAUCCAGGGCGCCAGUGAACUGCCCUCCACCAUGGAGCAGUACCCAUCGCUACCCAUCAUCACCGGCGUGGUGGGCGGCAUUCUGGUGGUGUUUAUCGUGAUUAUUGUGGUGAUGGCAGUGCGCCGCCCGCGGAGGGUGAUCCAGGGGCGGCUAAAUCAAGACGUCUCCAGCCUUCAUAUCCUGAAGAAAGACGAGAGCAACAGUGGUAAUCCUGACGUGGACGAGAAGGACCCUGAUGUUAUACCAGACACAAGAGUACUGGUUGGCAGGGUGGAACCAACUGUUUCCUGUGAUGAACGCAAAGAGAGUGACGAGACAGAUCUGGAAGCCUCCCAGACACCUUGCACUCAUGACGCACUCUGUCCCAUACACUUAGGAAGCCUAGUGGAUCAAGUGGAUGGUCGGGGAGUUGGCGACGUCUACACGAUAUACGGAGAGAUGGUUGGCAAUAGUGGUCAAAAGAUUUCCCAAGUAACUGCAGAAAUAUCUCACGCAUUCCCUGGCGCCUAUGUAGAUUCUAAUACCAUCAAGCACGCCACCUACGCCCACGUCGAACCAGUUCACACCCACGCAGAACCAGUCCAUUCCCAUGCUGAGUCCCAGCCUCACACCCACCAAUCACAAUAUAUCCGGCAAGAGUAUUCUUCUCCCCUCCCAGUCAAUAUGCAUCGUUCUCUCUCCUACCACCACAUGCCACUGACCGUCACUUCCAUCCCAGCACCCACGUACACCAGUGUCCUCGCCAGUGCUAUGCCCAUCUCUCAUACCCAGACAUUGCCUCACCCACGCUCAAGCCACGCGAAGACCCAUAACCAUCCAGCAACUCUGCACAGGAGGAGUAGUUUGUACAUGGAUUCAGCGAGUACUCCACUAGUCCUACCCAUCGCACCGCCUCCAGCUUACGAUACGUCCAAGUCUUCUCUCACACGUGACAUGAUAGCUAUCGUUCCCAUGGUGGCGGAAACGGUGUGCAUCACGCCUAACCCGUCUCUGCACACUCGCACAAGUCCGCCCGACCAGUACCCGUCUAAGUUCUUCCCUACGACUUUUAGCAGCGAUCACUUGGAGAGUGCAGUGUAAGGGACGAAUACAAGACUCUACCAUGUACAGAGAGUUAUUCAUUACGCUUUGGGACUCCUAACCCGCCAGAGAAACUCAGUGGAGACACAGUGAUAGCUAACCUGGGUCUCUGAACAAUGUUGAGCUUCUCGUCAUUAUGAUCAACAUCUGCUAAUGUAGUUGGUUGCAUGAUGCUUAACUGUUUAUAUUUUGCAUAACAAUGUUUGUACGUAAACAUAGACGUUUGGUAUUUGUAUUAGAUAUAAGUUUUUUAAAUAUCUCUAAUAUGUAAGUGAAUGGGCGACAAGUACAAAUAACUUUUUGAACUCUAAAUAGGUGAACUAUUAACAUUAGGUAUAAAGUCUGGAAAACAUCAUCAUUCGGCUCAAACAAUUGAACAAGAUGUCACUAGCAACUGGCUAUCAUAACAGCACUUCACACUCAUCAACACAGUGGAGGUAACAGCAACACAACACUUGACUCAGUAAUACAGCUGAGAAGAGCUUCUCUACUCUACAAGAGGUUUUUUUUUAGUCAAAUUAGAGAAGUGAAGAUAAUUUUCAAACACCAUAACUACGUCACAUGACGCUCUGUAACACAGUCACACAGUCAUGCAGUGUCUGAGUUAGGUUGGAAAUUGCUCAGAAUGGUAUUUUAUACCAUAACUACAGCAGACAUUGCUCAUUGCAGCUCUCGUUCCAGACAUUGUUGCCACUAACAGAGUAAAGUGUCAUGUCAGUCAGCAACUUUAUAUCUUUCAGUUAAUCAUCUCAGAUGCAUGUUUUGAACGUGUAUUAUCAUGGACACACACAAACACACACACACACACA
Cherax quadricarinatus is the source of this 3727-nucleotide messenger RNA. Its product is annotated as nephrin. The record is from RefSeq and is a predicted model, not a curated record. Gene Ontology annotation, molecular function: protein binding. Lineage: Eukaryota; Metazoa; Arthropoda; Malacostraca; Decapoda; Parastacidae.